This is a messenger RNA of Drosophila guanche, 1711 nucleotides long. Its product is annotated as galectin-4. The transcript is spliced from 2 exons. The record is from RefSeq and is a predicted model, not a curated record. Bases 7 to 1230 code for a protein of 407 amino acids. Lineage: Eukaryota; Metazoa; Arthropoda; Insecta; Diptera; Drosophilidae. Gene Ontology annotation, molecular function: galactoside binding; carbohydrate binding.
UUGAUCAUGAAUUUCCUACCCGGUGCUGCCACAAUUGCCCUGCGACGAGACAGGGAUGCCAUGUCCAUGUUUUAUGAGGAACGCACUGCGGCCAAUCGACGUAAACACUUUAAGCUGCUCGCUCCGCCCAGGCCGGGGCUCAGUUUCUUUUUCCAUGGACUCAUACUCAAUGCAUGCGAACAUUUUACCAUCGAUUUCCUGACCUUAGAGGGUAAAGAUAGUUGUCAUCAUUGCGAUGUGUUGCUGCAGCUCGGCGCACGAUUGCCUCAGAACUAUAUUGUGCGCAACUCCCGCCUGAUGGGCAAGUGGGGAAUUGAGGAGAAUUCAUCGCCACUGCCCUUUCAACUGAGGCGCGGGGAUACUUUCUGGAUGCAGAUACUCCUCACAGUGGAAUCGUUUUACAUUUCGGUGAAUGGCUAUCAUUUUGCUGAGUACAUACAUCGCAUGCCUUACAGCUGGCUGGAGGCUGUCGAUCUGCGUGGGGACAUCGAUGACAUUGUCGUCGAUAAAUAUUAUGUGACGGAGUAUCCCAUCCGCUUGGCCCAAUCUGUGGCCCGAGCUCUGCCCUUUGUCUACGAUUCUGAUGUACUAAAAUGGCUCAAUGGUGAGGGCCAUGGUAAGCUGCAAAACUCUGGCUCCAGGGAGGCCAAAUUGGACAUUUUCUCCCGACUGCAGAAGGCCACAAGGCAAGUGACAACUAAUCUAACACUUCCAUUCUACGGCCGUGUGCCAAACCACGAGAAGCUCAUCGAGGGACGUGCAGUUCGAAUCGAGGGCCGUGUACGCCUGAAGCCACAGAGUUUCAGUGUAGCCCUGCAGCAGGGCCAGCAAAUUUGGCCACAUCCAACGGUUUCGUUCUAUUUUAGUCCAAGUUUCUUGCGCAAAACUCGCGACAAAGUUGGUAGGGUAAUCGUAACACGAAGCGCCUAUUUGAAUGGCUCCCAUGUGAAGCGGAAAGCAUCGCGGCUGCACACAACCUUGAGACCAGGAAAAGCCUUUGUCAUAUUGAUUGCAUGUCGUCCUGACUACUACGAGUUGUUCGUGAACCAAAGACUCUUGCUGUGGUUUAAGCAUCAAAUGAAUCCCGAGUGCGUGGAUAUUGUGAAUAUUCGCGGGGAUGUUAGGAUCUGGGAUGUGGUCAUCGAGACCACCAGGCUGGGGCAGCGACGAAAUGGCCGAUCAAUCAUUCAGCGUGCUAUCAGAACCCUGCGCCAGGCUCACCUUGAAUAAUAUCUUUAAAUGUUACUUUAUCUUUCUAUGCAUUGGAAGGAAACGCAACCUGUCGAAAGACAUGUUGUACAAAUUUAUAAGAGCCACGUCGUCGUCCUUAUUGCUGGCGCUCUCCACGAACGAAGAGCCCCGUGUGUGCGUAGAUUUAUGAUUUCAUCUUUGGCAAAACGUAUACAGCAUUUUCUGCAAUUAAAAUAGAUCUGCCCUGGAGUGGUGGGGAGUGCACUGCGCCGCGAUCCAACUCAUAAAUGUCAAUGUGCCUGUCGUUGUGCCCAUAAGCAGCACGCAGCAGCAGCCCAGGCCGCUCUGAAGAAGGGCCUCGGAAAUUGAUUAUUAAAAACGAUAAUCGAUUAAGGACACAGUUUUGCUGCAGUGCUCGCAGCUCUGUCAGGGUCGUCGUCGUCACUGAGCACCGAGCACCGAGCUGACGUUUAUGUCUACAUGUGUUUAGCAAGACAGUUGACAUUGUUUUGGCAUGGCC